GUGAAGCUCGGGUUUUUGGUGAUGGCCGAGCGCAUGUGUUUGGGUUUUUUUGUCACACACAGAAUGCCGUUGGGUCAUAAGGCUUGUCACUUGGGCUCCACCAAGUAACAUUAUUGGCUCGAAUCGUUGGUUUUCAAGUUCAAGUAUUGUAUGUUUUAUUGAUAUGCGAGUUCUCAGAUGUGGGAUAUUGACCAUGUUCGAUACACCAGGGAACUUAUACGUAGUACCAAACGCUUCUCCAGCGGCAGAGUUACUGCAGUAUAUCUCUGACUUCUCACUACUCCAUCGAAACGUGAUAUAUCUGAAUUAUGUGACAGUAUCGACGCUACCCAAGACGGGAACCGGCAAUAACAACAUGCCUUACAAGAAUUUUAGCAUUGACUAACUUAGCGCUCGCGGAAUCUUAGUUUAUUAUGCUAGAACCAUGACGUAAAAUGCCGGCAUCGAAGAGACGUGUAUGGUUUCAAUGGCAUGUGUUGUAGCCAUAAAUAUAGUGCCGUUUGGCUUACCAUGAACUUGGCAAUAAAUAAGCAUGCAGCUAUGGUGAGAAAGCUUCAAGGGAUGGAAUCUAAAUGAGGAAGCGUCCGAAGCCUACGCGUAUUGAUGCCAGGCAACUUGCCGUGUAAAGGUGAAGCCACCGAUAUUAGGUCUGGGCAACAGUUAGAGAUCUUGGCAUACAUGAGGCCAAGCUAUGGCCUUGAGACAAAUUGAUCAUCUCAUGAUAAGACGAUCUUGUAGGUUAUGUACGAUUGAUUAUGCGCAAACUCAAAACAAAUAAGCUUCAGAUCCUUCAGUCAGUGAGUGUGUUGUUGUUUUUACAGCCAAUAUCAUAUUGUCUGUGACAUCCGGAAGAUCCGGAGGUCAAAAGUCGGAGGUCGGAAGCACGAGACGGAACUUUCAUCACAUGUAGACGGGGUUAAGACGCUACCGUGCUUCCGUGGAUGAUAUAAUCUCCUAUUAUCCUUGGGAUCGGACUUUUGCAGAACCCCAGAUCAUGAUCGGUUGCCGCGGAAUAGAGUUCAAGUCAGGGGCUUUGAGACGGUAAUGAGAAAGGGAGUUUCUAUGGGCAUCUGUCGAAUGAUGGUGGUUGAUGGGCACGGGCAAACAACACCAUCAUCAGGUCCAUGUACGUCAGUGAAUUGUUUACCCUUGGAAGCUGAGUCUGCCCCUGUUUGAGAAGAGUCAAGAGAGACAGAAGGUGGAGAGAUGUUGUAGAUUAAGUAUCCUCUCUUACGAGAAUGAUGCCAUGUUCACCUCGACGUGAGAUAAGCUCACAGCUUCAUCAGUCUGCUUAUAGUUAUUUUGUCCACGGCUAACAAGACACUUCACUUUCUAUGACUGGCCCAUUUAUCAUACUCAUGGCAUUGUCAGCAGUGUAAAGUUGGUAGCGGACGAUCCAUUCUAACAAGAUCCUUGUCUAGC
Messenger RNA from Fusarium redolens, 1422 nucleotides. RefSeq lists its product as uncharacterized. Lineage: Eukaryota; Fungi; Ascomycota; Sordariomycetes; Hypocreales; Nectriaceae. The transcript has a single exon. The annotation marks the transcript as partial. The record is from RefSeq and is a predicted model, not a curated record.